CCCAGUUGCUGUCAUCAAGCGCAUGUUACAUAAGCGGACUGCUGUAAAUGGUCCAGGUGGUUUAAACUGCCAAAUCUUGAGCAGCGGCACCUGGACCCUCACGAUGUUGGAGGAAUCUGAGCCGAAAUGACACAUCCCUGUUUCUGCCCCGUUACCCAGACCCGCGUGGUCCCUCAGAGGAAGUGCGCUGAGGAGAAAGGAAGAUUCUGACGGCACCAAACAAACACAUGACCCCAGAGGAAGCGCUAACGCUACGUUUGUACCAUCAAUCAAGACAAAUACGCCAUUCUAAGCGUGGCUUCUGACGUCACAGAUGCGCAGUGAUCGGAGAGCUGUCAUCCAUGGACACCAGACCGGAAACCUGACAGAGUCGCAUCUUCCGGCUCCGUCUGUUUACUUGGCGCAGCUGAUGCGCCACAGCAAGAGGGAGCGACGAUCUGUGAAUUGACAGGGCAUCAGAUUAGCGCGGGACGGAGGGAUUAUCGUCCCUGGACAGAACGGCGCGGACACGGUGCUCCUGCCCCCGCCGCGGCGCGUGCUUCCCGGGGCAGACGCAGACAGGCCGGCCCCCGCCGCCUGACGUUCCCGCGACUCAGAUCCAUCCGAUCUCAACGUCUGAGCAACCAACCAGAACCUUCAGGGUUCCUUAAGAAGUGAGGCGCUAAACGAGACCCUGCAGGAAAUGAAGAACUGACAGACCCGGGAGCAGCAGGCGAAGACACGCCCCUCCCCAGUGGGCUGGCAGACAUGGCGGGGCUCAAGCGCCAUCACGAUGGAAAGAUCGCCGGCUUGUACGACCUGGACAAGACUCUGGGUCGUGGGCACUUUGCGGUGGUCAAACUGGCCCGACAUGUCUUCACUGGAGAAAAGGUUGCGGUUAAAGUCAUCGAUAAGACCAAAUUGGACCCGGUGGCUCGAGGUCACCUGUUUCAGGAGGUGCGCUGCAUGAAGAUGGUGCAGCACCCAAACGUUGUGCGUCUCUACGAAGUCAUAGACACGGCCACCAAGCUCUACCUCAUCCUGGAGCUGGGCGACGGCGGCGACAUGUACGACUGCAUCAUGAAGCACGAGGGAGGCCUCAGCGAAGAGGUGGCCAAGUGUUACUUUGCUCAGAUCGUGCACGCCAUCUCCUACUGCCACCGGCUGCACGUGGUGCAUCGGGACCUCAAGCCGGAAAACGUGGUGUUCCUUGAGAAGCAGGGCGUGGUCAAGCUCACCGACUUUGGCUUCAGCAACCGCUUUCAGCCCGGGAAGACACUGAACACCUCCUGCGGUUCUCUGGCCUACUCCGCCCCUGAAAUCCUGCUGGGGGACGAGUACGACGCUCCGGCUGUGGAUAUCUGGAGUCUGGGGGUGAUCCUCUUCAUGCUGGUGUGUGGUCAGCCCCCCUUCCAGGAGGCCAACGACAGCGAGACCCUCACCAUGAUCAUGGACUGCAAAUACACGGUGCCCCCGCACAUUUCACAGGCCUGCAGAGACCUUAUCGGACACAUGCUGCAGAGGGACCCGAAGAAGCGAGCCACUCUGGAGCAGAUCGAGAGCCACAAAUGGCUUCAAGGGGUGGACCCGUCCCCGGCCACCAAGCUGUCCACGCCUCUGGUGUCCCAUCGCAGCCUGUCUGAGGAAGAGCACAGCUCCAUCAUCCAGCGCAUGGUGCUGGGGGGCAUUGCAGACAGAGAUGCCAUCACUGAGGCUCUGGAGUCCAACCAGUACAACCACAUCACAGCCACGUACUUCCUGCUGGCAGAGAGGAUGCUGAGGGAGAGGCAGGAGAAGGAGCAGCACAGCCAGACCCGGUCACCCAGCCCGAGCAAGGCCCAGUUCAGACAAUCUUGGCCCACCAGGGUGGAUGUUCACCAGGACGUCAGCGAUGGGUUAGGGGGUCCGGCCAUGUCACACCCUGGGGGGCCCCAGUCUCCUGCCCGCAGUGCUGAGAGCCUUCACAAAGGUCCCAGACCCAAAACUGCUCUACCGGACCUGGUCCAGCGGCAGGAGAGCCUCGCUCCAGCUUCAGGCCCAGCUGCUCCUGCUCGGCAGAACACGGAGCGCGGUUUCAAACCUCUGCCAAAGCCUCAUUCCAACCCGCUUCGGCUGGGCUCUCUGGGUUCAGUGGGCCCCGUCAAACCACGAAGCCCCAGCCUCUUUAGCGUUGAAGAGGAUGAGGAGGAGGAAGGACAAGACAAAUGUUUGCCCCCCUGUACAUUGCCUUCCCAAGUUGUGCUUCGCUUCAAAUCGUCCUCCGGCUCUUCUUCCAGCAGUCGCAUGACGUCUCGCAUGAGCGCUCCAGUCCUCAACCAGAUCCACGAGGAGGACAAGGAGGAAGAGGAGGAGCAGAGCAGGGAGUUGCAUGGACUCGGCCCCCCAAAGCCCAGCCUUAGUCUCAAUCUGAACUGUCGGAUUCCCUCACCUUUGACCCUGACCUCAUCACCUGAAACUGUUGGUGGCUCGGCUCCGGUCGCGGCCUUCUCGCCCAGCUCAGAGACCAGCGAUGAGGAAACAGAAGGUCACCUGAAACUAGACUCAUUAAGGGUGGAGGUGCAUGAGGGGGAGGGAAGGCAACAAGCUAAGGAAGAGCGGGGAGCAGGACAGGGCAGCCCCUUCAACUGCGCCAGUCCAGGAUCAGUUUCAGGAUCAGGAUCCGGCCAAGGCCGGAGCAGCACCAAAGCCUCCAGCGGUCUGGUGGAGAGUCUGAAGCUGAUGAGCCUGUGCUUGAGCUCCCAAUUCCAGAACCUCACAGGCAGCGGAGGAGGAGGGGGAGGAGGAGGGAGCGGGGGUGGCACCAGCGGGGUGGUGGGGGACCCCCAAGACCGUCCCAUGUGGAGGAUGUGCAUGGGGGGCUCCACUGGCAGCUUGGACAAGGUCUCCCUCCUAGGGGGUCCUUCGCCCCGGGGUAACCUGACCCACCAGCCUCUUCUUGGAGACCCACUGGCGGACCCUCUGGGGGAGGGGCCCUGUUCGGGGAGCCUGCGGCUCCGAGAGCUGGACCUGGCCAGAGAGAACCACAGAAACGUGAAGAACCGCGGCCUGCAGAUACCUCCCAACGACAAGAGCCUCUCUGUAAACAUUCACCGGAGCCCCAAGGAGGGCCUGCUCUGCACCCCCACGCCACACAGCUGCUGCCAGGUCAUCUAGAGGUCCAGCUUCCACACACCGGCCGGCACACCGUUCUGCACCAUCUCACAAACGUCUCAUCGUCAAACCGCGGCCGGAGAACAUAAAUGCUGACCGAUGCCGCAGGUGCUCACAAACACACAUUUGCACAACAGGAGGUGUAGAAAAGCAACCAGCCUCCACCGCCGCUGAGAGAGGAGGAAGCUGAAGAACUCUGUUACAUAUCUUUUUUUUGUCUUUGUUUUUAUUGCAUUUUUUAUCUUAAUUUAUCUUUGAGACAAUCAUUGUUUCUUUCCUGUUUGUAAAUUUUAGGUUGUUUUUAUUCCAACAUGGACAAAAACAGGGUGAAGCAGGAAGGUGGCGCACAACGUUUGUUUGGUUUUGUACUUCAAACAUGCAGGAUGGCGAUGCACUCACGUCUGCAGAGGCUGUACAUAUGUCAAUACCUUAGCGGUAGCUGAUCUCUUGUAUUAACAGUAAAGUUGUGUUGCAGUAGAGACUUGAAUGCUAGAUCCUUCUUCACCGUUAUUCUUCAUCUCCACUGGAUUUGGUAAAAAAAACACCUGAAGAUCUUCACACGUUCACACUGAAACAGUUAAACAUGCAAUUGCAGCUCUUUCAAUUCGACUUGACCCCUUUCUAAAAAAAACAAAUAACUAAACCCAUGAACCGUGCUCAUCCUGGAGGGAUUCAGGAUCACAGUAGCCACUGUUGUAGCAAAUUCCAAGACGACAACCGAGGGGUCUUUGAUGGAACGUGACACCGCCCCUUCAAAGUGUUGGUCUGUGUAUCUGAUAUACUAGUGGAAUAUUUAACAGUGCAUGUGUUUAUCCUGUAGCAACUUUACCCCCCCACACAUACACACAAACACACACUUGUAUCUACCUGAGUAACAGAUGAAGUCAGUCACUUUACUGUAAUCUCACAGCAAUACCAGCGACUGCAAAAUGUACAACAAUGGAUGUGCCAUAAAAUUUGUCUUGAGCAUAUUGUACUGUAUGUAUAUGAUAAAGAUCUAUUAUAAUAAAACCAUGUGAAGGAAGUUGGAGCUGAUUGUUCUGA
Molecule: messenger RNA, 4173 nt
Organism: Oryzias melastigma (Indian medaka)
Lineage: Eukaryota; Metazoa; Chordata; Actinopteri; Beloniformes; Adrianichthyidae
Product: SNF-related serine/threonine-protein kinase
Exons: 9
Coding region: 748-3132 (794 amino acids)
Biological process (GO): microtubule cytoskeleton organization; protein phosphorylation; intracellular signal transduction
Cellular component (GO): cytoplasm
Molecular function (GO): tau-protein kinase activity; ATP binding; protein serine/threonine kinase activity
Source: RefSeq, a predicted model, not a curated record